UUUGCUUGGAUGAGGAGUGGUGAGGUCAGGUGUUUACAUGUUAAUAUGGAAAAGUAGACUGUUGAAUCUGCGAAAUAUACAUGUAUCAUUGAAAUACGUGAAGACCACUUUAUUUGUAGGUGGCACAUGUAACAUAAACUGAUGUCCUUCUCACUGUCAUGAAGUUCUAGUACGCUGUAGUCGCCAGUGCAUGUGUGCAGUAGCCUAAUCUACUUGGAAGGGACGAUUCCCAAUGAAUCAGAAUGUUACUAAAACAAGUAUUCAUCGGCAGGAAACAUCCACUAUCAACUUAUAAUUGCGGGCUUGUUAAGUUUCCGAUUCGACGCCUUACAUCAGCUACUGGACCAUUUAAUUUCGUGGAUGGUAAAAGAGUUGAACCGGUAGAUAGGUUAUGUGACACCACUGUAAUAAAUCCAGCAAAGGGUGAAGAACUGUGCCAUGUACCUUCAUCCGGAAAACUUGAAGUUGCACGUGCCGUCUCCGCAGCGAAGGAAGCUUUCAAAACGUGGAGCCAAUUCAGCAACACAGAACGGGGAAAGCUGCUAACUGCUGUUGGAAGCAAAAUAAGGAGCAAUCUAGAAGACAUAGCCCAUCUUGAAGUUCUCAAUAAUGGAAAACCAAUAUGGGAAGCAAGAGUGGACAUUGCGUCAUGUGCCGAUGCAUUUGAAUAUUUUGGAGGCACCAUAGCUUCACUUACAGGACAGCAUGUACCACUACAAGGUGACAAUUUUGCAAUGGUUUGCCGUGAGCCUCUUGGAGUUGUUGUGGGCAUUGGAGCCUGGAACUUCCCAUUACAGACAUGUUCCUGGAAGGUAGCCCCGGCUCUGGCUUGUGGAAAUACAAUGGUAUACAAACCUUCACAGCUAACACCUCUGACUGCUAUUCUGUUAGCAGAAAUUUUAACUGAUGUUGGAGUCCCCAAAGGUGUUCUGAAUAUUGUGCAGGGCGCAGGUGAAACAGGAUCACACAUGUGUCACCACCCAGAUGUUGCAAAAAUAUCUUUUACUGGAUCAGUAGCCACAGGGGUAAACAUCAUGACAGCAGCUGCAGCAGGAAUGAAGAAAGUUACUUUAGAACUUGGCGGCAAAUCACCCCUUAUUAUAUUUAAUGAUGCAGAUGUAGACAAUGCAGUAAAAGCAGCCCUGGUGGCAAACUUCCUUUCCCAAGGUCAAGUUUGUUCAAAUGGAACAAGAGUGUUUGUGCAGAACGCUAUAGCAGAAGAAGUUCUUGAACGAUUGGUAAAUGCUACAAACAAUUUAAAAAUAGGUGAUCCCUUUGAGGAGGAUACAACAGUUGGAGCAACUAUAUCAGAAGAACAGGCAGAAAAGGUCUUAAGUUACAUCAAAGAAGCUGAAAAAAAGGGUGCAAUAGUCCUUUGUGGAGGAAGAAGAAUCAGUUUACCAGCACCAUUAGAAAAUGGCAUAUUUGUAUCUCCCUGUAUUCUGUCUAAUUGUCAUGAUGACAUGCGUGUUGUGAAAGAAGAAGUGUUUGGUGCUGUGAUGACAUUUCUCACAUUUUCAACAGAGGAAGAAGUUGUACAAAGAGCAAACAAAACACCUUAUGGACUUGCGGGAGGUGUUUUUACUAGAGAUCUAUCACGAGCAUUUAGAGUUAUAAGACAACUAGAAGCUGGCACUGUCUGGAUAAAUAAUUACAAUCUAUACCCUCCAGAACUGCCAUUUGGAGGGUACAAGUGGAGUGGAAUUGGUCGUGAAAAUGGAACUGCUGUUUUUGAACAUUAUACUCAGACAAAAACUGUAUUUGUAGAGACGGGGGAUGUUGAUGCAGGCCCCCUUUACCCACAAUGAGUUUGCUUCUCAUUCCAUUGUUGUUAAUGAGACUGAUGCUUUGUAUGUUGUUGUUUUUUUAUAUUAUAAGAGGUGUAGAGUUCACACUGGUGUGUAAUAGAUUCUGGUGGCUAAGCAUUUAGUUAGAACAAAAAACUUGACCUUUUGGCUUGCAAGUAAUAAAUCCAUUUACUUCUGUGUUAAGGUGUAAAUCUCUACCCCUAGAUAACUGUUGUUAAAACAGCUGCAUAAUUUGUCUUUCAGAUUGAUUGCUACAUUGUACAUUCCAUAAAUUGAUUCCAUGGUUCUCAAACAUACAGCCUGAUCUAUCAAAAGCCCAUAAAUUUUGGCAGAUGACCAUCCCACCAUCAUCAGGUGUUACUGAUUGAAUAAAGCAUCAGCACCACCUGAUAAUGGUGGGAUGGUUGUCCACGGAAAUAUCCCGUACUUUCAAUGAUCUGAUCUAGCAAUACACUUGAGAACCAAUGAAACAGCAUAUAUGCUGGGAAAGCCUCAGAUCAAACAUUCCAUACAUUUUUGUAACCUAUGCAUUUUAGGGUACAAAAAUAGAUAAACUGAAUAAAUACAAUAAAUUUACACAUCCAGUUACAUUAAUAAAUCAUGCAUACAUUGUUUACAUUUUUUAUACUUAUCUUUGAGUAUUGUUCAAGUUGUUGGAGAGAUGCUGGUUUUUGUUUAAGGCUGUUUUCAAAUAAAUCAAUUAUAGUUUUACAUCAUAAAGCAAUUAUUUGUUUGUGUAAAAAUGUAAAAGUUUCAGUGAAAAGAAAAUUAAUUAUAUAUAAACACAUAAUGAGCAUAUCAUGUAUCUGUACUUUUCACACCAUUGUACAAAGCGUGCCAGAGGGCAUUUUGUGUAUAAUAUUUUAAGAUAAAUCUUAUUUUAUUAUUGCUUACCACAUUUUUUAAUAUUUUUAAUUUAAGGUGGUAACAUUUGUUAAUUCAAAAUGAGCUAAAUAAAUACCUUUUGUGAGUGCUA
Messenger RNA from Schistocerca gregaria, 2784 nucleotides. Its product is annotated as 4-trimethylaminobutyraldehyde dehydrogenase A-like. Gene Ontology annotation, molecular function: 4-trimethylammoniobutyraldehyde dehydrogenase (NAD+) activity; aminobutyraldehyde dehydrogenase (NAD+) activity. Bases 243 to 1808 code for a protein of 521 amino acids. NCBI's taxonomy places the organism in Eukaryota, Metazoa, Arthropoda, Insecta, Orthoptera, Acrididae. The record is from RefSeq and is a predicted model, not a curated record. The transcript is spliced from 9 exons.